AUGGCGCUGUCCUGGAGGAGCUGGCUGGCCAACGAGGGGAGCAAGCACCUCUUUCUGCUUUUCUGGCUCUCUCUCAAUGUAUGGCUCUUCUGGAAAACCUUCCUGCUCUAUUAUCAAGGGCUACAGUAUUAUUAUUUGUAUCAGAUGUUAGGGCUAGGAUUGUGUGUUAGCAGAGCUUCAGCAUCUGUCCUCAAUCUCAACUGCUGCCUGGUCCUUCUACCAAUGUGCCGCGUUAUCUUGGCCUUCCUGCGAGGAUCUCAGAAGGUUGCCAGCAAGAAAACCAGAAGGCUGCUAGACAAAAGUAAAACUUUCCAUGUGACAUGUGGUGUUACAAUAUGCAUCUUUUCAGUCUUACAUGUUGCUGCUCAUCUGGUGAAUGCUCUUAACUUCUCUGAGAACUACAAUGAAGAAUUUCUGGCCCUAAAUGCAGCAAACUAUCGUGGUGAGGACCCAAGGAAACUACUUUUUGCAACUGUUCCAGGUCUGACUGGAGUCAUUAUGGUGUUAGUAUUAUUCCUAAUGUGUACAGCUUCCACAUUUGCCAUCAGGGUUUCAAACUAUGACAUCUUCUGGUAUACACACAACCUUUUCUUUGUCUUCUAUAUGCUGCUGAUGCUGCACGUUUCUGGGGGAGUGCUCAAGUACCAGACGAACUUAGAGGAACACCCUCCUGGUUGCUUUAAUCCUAACAAAACGCUCCGACAGAAUCUGACUGUGCCAAAGGCUUUUGAAGAGCUGUUUCCUGACUAUGCUACUGAGCCUUUCCCAGAAGACUUCCCAGUACCAGAACCCUUUGUACAAAAUCACUUUAUGAGAAUUUGUUCCGAGGAACCCAAGUUCCAGUCACACUUCCCAGAGACCUGGUUUUGGAUUUCUGGACCCCUGUGCUUGUACUGUGUGGAAAGGCUGUACCGCUACAUCCGCAGCAAUAAACCAGUCACAAUAACUUCAGUAAUAAGCCAUCCCUCCAAUGUCCUUGAAGUAAGGAUGAUGAAAGAUGACUUUGAAGCAAGGCCUGGUCAGUAUGUCAUUCUACACUGUCCAAGAGUGUCUGCCCUGGAAAGCCAUCCAUUCACCCUUACAAUGUGCCCUACAGAUACCAAAGCAACGUUUGGGGUCCACGUAAAAAUAGUAGGAGACUGGACAGAAAGAUUUCGGGAUUUACUGCUUCUACAUUCAAAUCAAGAUACAGAGAUUCUGCCCAUCUUUCAGCAGAGACGCUAUCCCAAACUGUAUGUGGAUGGACCUUUUGGAAGUCCCUUUGAGGAAGCCCUGAACUACGAGGUCAGUCUCUGCGUGGCUGGAGGUAUUGGAGUUACACCAUUCGCAUCAGUACUCAACACACUGCUGGACGGCUGGAAAUGCUACAAGCUCAGAAGACUCUACUUCAUUUGGGUGUGCAGGGACAUUGAAUCUUUUCGCUGGUUUGCAGAUCUGCUCUGUAUGUUGCAUAACAAGCUUUGGCAGGAGAAUCGGCCAGACUAUAUUAAUAUCCAGCUGUACCUCAGUCAAACAGAUGGAAUACAGAAAAUAAUUGGUGAAAAAUAUCAAGCUUUAAACUCCAGGCUUUUGAUUGGACGACCCCAGUGGAAACUCCUGUUUGAUGACAUAGCAAAGUGUAACAGGCGGAAGACCAUUGGAGUUUUCUGUUGUGGACCAAACAAAAUCUCUAAGAUACUUCAUAAACUGAGCAACAGCAGCAACUCUUAUGGGACAAGGUUUGAGUACAAUAAAGAAUCCUUCAGCUGAAAGUCUGUUGGACUAGCAAGACUCACCAGAAGAUAAAAGUGCAAUUUUUUCUUUUGUACAACUUAGAAGUUCAUCUGUGGUUUAAACAGAUAGAAAUGUACCAAAGUGUAGCACAGAUGUUUUUAUUUAUGAUUAUUUAAGACUGUGAAUGCAGCAGUAUACCAACAAAUAAUCAGUGCUUAUACUCAAAUGCGCUCACACAGUAUUUGUGGCAGGAGUGAUCUUUGGAGUUGUUUCUGUUAAUUAAAAAAUACAGAAGCUGGGGAGAGACAUAAUUGUUUUGAAAGCUGACGGGAGGAAGAAUCUGUGGAAUGUUUAAACUUCUUCCACUUAAAACUUCUUCCACUUCAGUCCUCUGAAGCUGGAUCAGUAAACCAAA
Messenger RNA from Pipra filicauda (Wire-tailed manakin), 2128 nucleotides. It is a transcript of the gene NOX4, whose product is annotated as NADPH oxidase 4. NCBI's taxonomy places the organism in Eukaryota, Metazoa, Chordata, Aves, Passeriformes, Pipridae. The record is from RefSeq and is a predicted model, not a curated record. Gene Ontology annotation, molecular function: superoxide-generating NAD(P)H oxidase activity. Gene Ontology annotation, biological process: defense response; superoxide anion generation. Gene Ontology annotation, cellular component: plasma membrane; NADPH oxidase complex. The coding region runs from base 1 to 1749 and encodes 582 amino acids. The transcript has 18 exons.